UCAGUAAAAGAUAGAGUUGUCGCAAGAAUUUUACACUUCUCAACAUUAAAUUUUAAAUUGAAGUAAAACAUUUAAGUUAUCGCAUCAUAUCUUAAUUUCUUUUUCUUCUUCCUCGCCUUUAAACUCAACUACUUGUGGUCGGCCACCCUUAAUCUAAACUUCCAUUUGACACAAUCUCCCAUCAUCUACGCUCACAUCAGCUGUCCUUAUAUCGCAUUCAAUAGCAUCUCUUUUUUGGUCUUCCUCUACCUCUUCCUUCAACAUUUAUUUCUAUAACUAUUCUUACAGCUUCCGAUUCUUCUCUCCUCAUAACAUGACCAAACCAACUAAGUCUAUUUUCUCUCAUCUUAUCUACGAAUGACACUACACCUAUACUCCCUCUUAUAUGAUUGUUCUUUAUGCUAUCUUCUCUAGUCACUCCACUCAUCCAUCUAAGUAUUCUCAUUUCUGCUACACUCAUUCUCUUCUCUACUUUCUUAUCAACCGCCCAAUACUCUGAACUAUACAUCGUAGCUGGCUUCACUACAGUCUUGUCGAAUUUACUUUUCAGCCUCAUUGGAAUUCUUUUAUUGUUUCUCUCCACUUCAACCACCCGCACUUAAUCCUGUGUCUUACAUCUUCGUCAAUACCACCUCCUUUUCCACAACUGAUCCUAAAUACUUAAAAUUUUCAACCACUCUAAUCACGUCCUCGCUUAUUGUCACUGAUGUCCUCAUUUCACCUACCUCGUGUUCUCCUUUGUUAAACUCGUACUCUAUUUAUCGUAUCUGUAUUUCUUCUACUUAUUCUUAAGCCCUUUUCUUCAGAGCUUAUCUUCACACCUCUAGCCUUUAUUUAAUUUCCUCCCUAUUUUCUCCUAUUAACACUACAUCGUCAGCAAACAACAUGAACCACGACACCUCUCCUUGUAUUUGUCUAGUAAUUUCAUUCAUCACUAUAGAGAAUAGGUAAAAGCUUAAAUCAGAACCUUGGUACGCUUCUACUCUUAUCCGAAGACCUUCUGUUACUUCUCCUACGCUUUUUACCCUGGUACAAGUGCCAUCGUAUAUAUUUUCUAUUAUACUAAUGUACCUUUUCGGGACUCCUUUUCUCAUUAAUACUUAUUCUAAAAUAAGUAUUAACUACAGCAAGAUCAUACGAUACUGCGAAAUACAAGAUUCUUUCUCCAACCUUAUUCUUCUUACUAAAAUCAUACCCUCCAUGUAUUCUUUUAUAUCCUCUUUUCUCAUUACCUACAUGUCCAUUUAUAUCUACCUAUCACCGUAUCCUCAUUGCCAGGUACCCCUUGCAUCACCUCAUCUAUCUUUCUCAAAAACAUUUCUUUGUCUAUUUCAUCACAUCCAACUUGUGUUGUAUAGACAUUUAUUACAUUCAGCACUUUAUCCUCGAAUAUCAGUUUUAUGACUAUAAUUCUGUCACUUUUCCUAGCUACUUUUACUACUUUACUUUUUAUCUUCUCGUCCAUUAUUAUUCCUACCCUAUUCUUUGUACUAGACUUACCUGAGUAUAAAACUCACCUAUUUCCCUCGAUUUCUCUCCUUUCCACUUGGUUUCCUGCACACAACAAAUGUUAACUUUUCUCCUCUUCAAUAUUUCUACUAAUUUUUUACUUCUACUAGUUAAUGUUCCAACAUUCCAAGUACUUAUUCUUACUUUGUAUCUAUCUUUCUCCCUUAUAUGCAAGUCCAGUCUAGGGUUAAGUGGUGAUAUCCCUACACUGUUGACACUACAAGCAUUGGGUAGACCUGUACAUAUGACUAGUGAAACAGCUAAUGCAAAAGUUGUCCGGCUGGUAUAAAACACUUUAUUCCUUAGGCUUUUUACGUUUUUAACUACUUUAUUCCGUCUCACCUGUUGUCCUCGCAUACAUCCGAGAUGGAACAAUUCGCCUAAGUUUUGUUCAGGACACCUCAUAUUAUUUGAUAAAAAUUUUACGCUGGCUGUCAACCUGACGCAACCUCAUUAGUCGCCUCUUACGACUGGCAGAGAGGCCGUGAAAGUAUUCUUAUUCCCUAUCCACAGGAACAACAUCAUGUCUCAAUUUAUAAACAAUAAAAAUAAUUGAGGAACUUUAUUUUAGUUGUUGAGGCCAUUUCAAGAGUCUAAAAGAGAGUCGCAAUAUUUUUUUACUGAUUCGACUAUAAAUGCAUUUUUAAAUAUGUUCAAAUCUCUCAAUAUAAAAUAUGUGGUAUGUAUAGGAGCUCCUACGAUACAUGAACAAAUUGUUUGUAAAGUUCCAGUUCUUAAAAGCAUUUUGUUGGAUAUAGAUCAUAGAUAUUUGCAGUUCUACCAGUGUAACGACUUUCGAUGGUUUAAUUUAUUUAAUUGUUACAUACUUGAAGAAUGUGAUACUAAAGAAUUUUUAGUGGAUUUAUUGAGUAAGGAAGAUUCUAUGGCUGUCCUAAUUGAUCCCCCAUUUGGCGGUAGGCUGGAACCAAUUGCCUAUACUAUGAAAAAAUUUGAUGACAUUAGAUUAAAACAUAAUAAAAACUUUUUGACAAAAUUUUUAAUACUACCAUAUUUCAUGGAGCGAUAUGUUAAGAGCUGUUUACCAGAAAUGAGUAUGUUAGAUUAUAAAGUUGACUAUAGUAAUCAUAAAAAAUUUAAUGAUACAGGAAGAAAUAAAGGAUCUCCAAUAAGACUGUUUACUAAUGCUAAUCAAAGUAAAAUACCUUUACCAUCUGAUGAAAAUUAUCAUUUUUGUGAAGAAUGCAAUCGCUGGGUUAGUGGGGAAAAUAAUCAUUGCUAUCAAUGUGGUGGUUGUAUGUCUAAAAAUGGACGAAAAUAUAUUCAUUGUAAUUUAUGUAAAAAAUGUGUUAAAUGCACUUGGAAACAUUGUAAAAAAUGUAGGAAGUGUUGCUUACCAGAUCAUAGAUGUAUUAAUGAUCAAAUAAAGAGAUCAUCAAAAAAUAAAAGACAAGGCCAAAAUAAGAAGUAUAAAUCCUCAAUAAAUUUGAAGUCAACAAUGAUAAAAAAAAUAUAUAUAUAAUGAAGAAAUAAAAAGAUUUUAGCAGUGACAUUUAAACUUUUAAGAAUAUUUAAAAUAUUAAUAUAUAUAUUUUUCUUUAUUUUUACAAAAAUAAUUAAUUCUAGAAAUUGAUAUUUUUUACUUUUAAUUGUGUAAUAGUCAAUUAUUUUUCUAAAAUGAUUGUAAACCUGAUAAUUAAUGAAAAUUUGUGGUGUGGUAAGAUAAUAUCGUACUCAAUUAUUAAAAGCAAAAAUCUAUAAAAAUAGAUUAAAAUUUAAAAUAACAACAAAAUUUUUUUGUAAAAUUUAAAAUUAAUGAUUUUACUAAAUUACAAUAUUCUUCAUACAUUUUUAUAAAUAAAUUUUAUUGACUUU
Daktulosphaira vitifoliae (grape phylloxera) is the source of this 3342-nucleotide messenger RNA. Its product is annotated as rRNA N6-adenosine-methyltransferase ZCCHC4-like. The transcript is spliced from 6 exons. Gene Ontology annotation, biological process: rRNA methylation. The coding region runs from base 2159 to 2989 and encodes 276 amino acids. Lineage: Eukaryota; Metazoa; Arthropoda; Insecta; Hemiptera; Phylloxeridae. The record is from RefSeq and is a predicted model, not a curated record. Gene Ontology annotation, cellular component: cytoplasm; nucleolus. Gene Ontology annotation, molecular function: rRNA (adenine-N6-)-methyltransferase activity.